Molecule: messenger RNA, 651 nt
Organism: Strongyloides ratti
Lineage: Eukaryota; Metazoa; Nematoda; Chromadorea; Rhabditida; Strongyloididae
Product: Transcription initiation factor TFIID subunit 7
Exons: 2
Coding region: 1-651 (216 amino acids)
Biological process (GO): transcription initiation at RNA polymerase II promoter; RNA polymerase II preinitiation complex assembly
Cellular component (GO): transcription factor TFIID complex
Molecular function (GO): RNA polymerase II general transcription initiation factor activity
Source: RefSeq, a predicted model, not a curated record
AUGUCUAUGGAAAGGACAGGAUAUCAAAAAAGGAAUAGUAAAAUUAAUGAGACACCCGAGGAUGCCUUAGAAUGGGAGAGUCAUUUUGUUAUCCGAUUUCCAGAGGAUGUUGCUAAAAAAGUUGACAAGAUAAUUGAUAAUGAUGGUCCAAAUGGUAAUGAGAUAGCUAUUAACUUUGAUCCUGAUAAUAGACAUGUUCAUGUUCAAGUUGAGAAUGAUAUAUUAGCAGGAAAAAUUCUUGAUUUACCUUGUAUAACAGAGGUAAUGAAAACAGUAAAUAAAGAAACACUUUAUAAAGUAACAGAUCUUAGUCAAAUAAUAAUUUGUGAACAUAAAAAUGUAAGUAGUCAAAAUACAAAUUCACAAAGAUUAUUGGAACUAACAAAAUCGAGAAGAGAUAAAUUAUUUAGUCAUCCAGAUGGAUUGACACCUCCAAUGAAAUCAGCCAGAAAAAGAAUGUUUAGGAAGACAAAAAAAAAUAAAUAUGUUGAUGCACCGGAUGUGGAAAAGGAAGUAAGAAGAUUAUUAAGAGAAGACCUAGAGUCAAUAUCUAGUGAGUUCAUACUUCUUAAUAAGGAUAAUGAUAAUGGCAAUCGAAAAAAUAGUACAACUAAAUCUUUAGAAGGAGGAGAUAAUCUUAGUAAUUUGUAG